AUGUCUUCGAAGCUGCGGAACAUAUUUAGUGACCGCGAUCUAGAAAAAGAGAAGCCCAUGGCGAAGUCUCCCAAGAGCAAGGAUCGAGAGAAGGAGGUGGAGAAGGAUAAAGAGAAACGUCGGUACACCCGUCCGUCCCAUGGAAAAAGGACGGGCACGUCAACCAAGGAUCGCGACUCCACCAUGACCACCUCGUCGACCUCGAGCUCUCACACUCGCACUCGCAGAUCAUCCAUGCCGGAAAUCGACAGCAAUGCCAACUCCGCUGCCACAUCGUUCCUCGAGUCAAGAGCCAGCCUUCCGUAUCCGGCCUUCUCGAAAGCGCACAGCAAAGUGGCAUUGUGGGACAAACCCGAACAGUUAAAUAAAGCCGACAUUCCUACUCCCGACCCUACUGACGUUGACAAUUACGAGGAUCGAAAGACAUCAUCGCGGAAUGGGCAUCGUCAUGGCACCCCGCCAAGUCCACCUCUCACUGCUGACCAACGGUCCUCGAGGAAGGGAAGCUCGACAGGCAGCAAACAACACAAAGACAGAGAUAAAGAUGGCAAAACAAAAUCCCGCAAGGACCCAACAAGGUCAACCUCCAGUCUAGGCGCGCAUACUGAAGAUGGCUCGCGAGUGAGCAUGAAAUAUCCUCGUUCCAGUACCCCGGUGAAGAUACGGCUUCGGGAGUCCCCAGUUCCUCAUCGUACUUCUAGCCACAAGACUAUGAAAUCUACAACGCAAAGUGCAGACAUUCCUAAGCGCGCUGCAAGCCAAAACUCCAAAUCACCAGCACAUUCACUCGCCAACAGCAAUGACAAUGCUUCACAAUAUACAACUGAUUCUGAUGCAACUUCAAUUGCCCCGAACCAACCGCAGCCCCCAUCGCAGUUUAAAAGUCGUACACCUCGAAGGAACUCACCUGUAAUCGAAAUAUUUGUUGAAGAGGAUGAAUCUAUUAUUGAUGGAGGAGGACACAAUCAAAAUUCACCUUCACUGCCUCCACCCCCUCCACCCCCUCCACAAAUGCCUAUUGCACCGCCAAGGGUAGAUUAUCUGCUGCAGAAUGGUGGUUUACCAUAUACGGUACCGAAGCGACUUCUUGGAGCUGGGCUGUUAUCGAAUAUGCCACAGCAAUCUGCUAUCGUUCAAGCCUUUGAACCUUACCAUCGCUUGUUAGACGACUAUAAGCAUGUCAUGUCAAAAAAUGGUUCCCUUGCGGUUGCGACAGGCUAUCGAUCUGUAGCUCGGCGGUUGCUGGAUCGGCUAGAAGCGGUUUUUGCACGAGACAUAUCCUCCGAGGCUUGCCAAUGCGUAAUGUGUGAAAGUCACGAGCCAGAUGAGGCAUCACCAGGCGUAAGCUGGGGUGAGGUGUUGGAGCUGGUCUCCGGCCGACGCGAGUUGCCUAAUUGGCCCCCUUUCCAUAUGCCUACGCCAAUGCAGGAACAGGUAGCUCCUGGUGAAGAACAUAUUCCAAUGCAGAAAUUGGACAUCGACGUGCCAGAGCAGUAUCGCGAACACUAUGUGCGACAAUCUCGUAAGACCAAGCAGGCAGUUGACAAAUGGCUACUUGGCCAGACAGAUUUGAACGUGCCUGAAGAGGUGGACGAUGAGACGCUAUCCUUUGCGAUGAUGACAUAUUUAGACACAACACAGCGAGAAAUCUUUUGCGCACUCCUGGACAUAAAGUCAUCGACCCCUGUGCCCAGAAGCACAACACCAGCUCCACGGCCGCGUCCAAGACCUUUGCUUGCAUCGUCACUGGCCAUACAACGCUUGUACCGCCUAGCGGCUCCUGCUCGAGAUUCGGAAACGGCACUCUACAUGUUAAACAAUCCGUCAAUCCAUAACGUGCUCGCAACUCUAGCGGCCAUAAGUGAUGACGAAUGGGAAAUUCUUAUUUCCGGACGCUUUGACGGGUUUCUACGCAGCGGAGCGGAAGACAACUUCGUUCCUUCAAGGUCUGCAAGCCGCGCGGGAACUCCUUUUAUACCCCCUUCCUCGCGAGGACCAACACCUUUCCAAAUGGACCCUAUUACCCGGCCGAUGAGCCAGCCAUACGGUUCGAAUAUUUCAUCAGCUUCGUAUGGCGCUCCGAUUGGGUUGGACGAAGACAACGAGAUUGCCGUGCUCGCAGAGAUUGAGAAGGACAUCUUUCAGAGCAUGGAGGCACUUGAAGAUGCGUUUGAAGCAUUACACUGUAAAGCUGAAGUUGUGCGACGUGCGCUUCGUGAGCGUGGAGCUGGAUUAUCGGUUGCUAACCAAGCCCGCCGAGGUUCUGCGACCAACUUGGACGCUAGACUAGGAACUCCGGCCUCCAUGGCAGGGAGUCUCUGGGAAGGCGGUCUGGAUGAUGAUGAUGGAAUAGACGAUGGGAUGUCCUUGGCGCCAGAUGACUCGGCAAGCAACAUCAGUUCGAAUCGACGACGCCGGCCAAGGCGGCGAAGUGAACGACGAACACCUGCGCCGGUGGAAGAAGAGGAAGAAGAAGACGACGACAAUGAUUACGAUGCCAGACGUACACGCCGCAGAUAG
This is a messenger RNA of Talaromyces atroroseus, 2520 nucleotides long. RefSeq lists its product as hypothetical. The coding region runs from base 1 to 2520 and encodes 839 amino acids. The transcript has a single exon. Gene Ontology annotation, molecular function: DNA binding. Gene Ontology annotation, cellular component: nucleus. Lineage: Eukaryota; Fungi; Ascomycota; Eurotiomycetes; Eurotiales; Trichocomaceae. The record is from RefSeq and is a predicted model, not a curated record.